AUGUCCACCACCUUAUCGCGCCCCCAGGAGAGCACUGUCCUGAGUGAGUCCUGGAUAGUGCCAUCGGUACCAUCGCUUCCCGACGAGGAACAGCAAAAUGACAGUACCGAAAUAGACAACCCGGAUCCGCGACAACAAUCAGAGACAAACAAGGAGGAUGAUCCAAACACAAUGGGUAGUUCUGGGUCGUUGAUGUCGGGGCCAGAGCUUAUUAUGCCGUCGAUAUGUGAGGAGCCGAUUUUAAUGUCGCACGUACGGUCAGGACAAUCUUCUCCGUCAACUUCGCAGACGUUGAAGCGAAGGCGUACACCGAAGAAGAAAACGGAGGAUCGUGAGGAUACACAUAUACCAUCUGAGCCGUCUGUGAAGGAAAAUAUGAGGAUACCAAAGAACAAAGCAGAUAGUCAGGCCUCAGGCUGGACGUGGGAAAGGCCCAUCCGCGCCAUAACCAACCUGCUCCUCAUCGCAGCCAUCUCGCAUCUGCUCGUCGUCCCCGAAGUGGUCUACCAUUCCCGACACCUCUGUGCGAUCCCAACCAUUCCCGCUCUCUAUCCCACGAGCUGUUCACAACUAUCCCAUCCCCGUCACUACAACCACCGCCCACCGCCAACCCGCUACGACUCCGUCCUCUCCCUCCAAACCCAACUCGAAAUCCUCUUCAACUCGACUCUUGAAGAAAUCGCCCCCUACGCAAACAGCCUCCCUGAAACCGAGUCCAUCCUCCGCGAUAUUCAAACCGCCAUGAAACAAGUCCAGUCGGGGCCGCGGCACGAACUCACGCUCGAAUUCGACGGCUGUCGACAAGCACUCACUACGGCGACGCGUAAACUCGAUUCUCUCAAGGCAGACCUUCGCUCUGCGGUCGAUAGUCUAAUGGCGACGGGGGGGUUGCCACAGGACAGCCAGAAUCAUCAUCACCGUGUCGCGAAGGAUGUCCGGCUGUCGACGCAGAUGGCUAGACGGGAGAAAUACCUCGACCAGCUGGCGGCGCGGAUGCGGUUGAAGACGGACUCGUUGACGGGAGAUUUUGCGACGGUGGCUGAUCAUCUAGAGUCGCUUAAGCGGAUUGUAGCGCAGCAGGCUUUAUUGCAAUCUCCGUCGCACGAUGAUGAGGCUGGUUAUGAUGAGUCGAACGUGUUCAAGAAUGUACGCUCUUUUGUCGAUUCGAUAAUUCCCGAUUGGAGGCGAACAUGA
This is a messenger RNA of Aspergillus chevalieri, 1194 nucleotides long. RefSeq lists its product as uncharacterized. NCBI's taxonomy places the organism in Eukaryota, Fungi, Ascomycota, Eurotiomycetes, Eurotiales, Aspergillaceae. The transcript has a single exon. The record is from RefSeq and is a predicted model, not a curated record. Bases 1 to 1194 code for a protein of 397 amino acids.